AAACAUUGUCGCCACGGUCAACCUUGACUGUCGCCUGGACCUGAAGACCAUCGCGCUUCACGCAAGAAAUGCAGAGUACAACCCAAAGGUAUUAUCUUCCACAUUCUCCUGAGCUUGGCACGUCAGGGGACAUUGUGGCUGAACUGGUCUUUUUUUCUCUUCCCAUAGCGUUUCGCGGCCGUGAUCAUGCGUAUCCGAGAGCCGAAGACGACUGCUUUGAUCUUCGCCUCCGGCAAGAUGGUGGUUACUGGUGCCAAGUCGGAAGAUGAUUCCAAGCUGGCCUCCAGAAAGUACGCCCGUAUCAUUCAGAAGCUCGGCUUCAACGCCAAGUUCACGGACUUCAAGAUCCAGAAUAUCGUCGGUUCCUGCGACAUCAAGUUCCCGAUCCGCCUGGAGGGCUUGGCUAGUCGCCACCACAACUUCAGUUCUUACGAACCCGAAUUGUUCCCCGGUCUCAUCUAUCGCAUGAUGAAGCCCAAGAUUGUGCUCCUGAUCUUCGUCAGUGGCAAGAUCGUUCUCACUGGUGCGAAGGUCCGUGAGGAGAUCUAUCAGGCUUUCGAGCUGAUCUAUCCUGUGCUUUCGGGUAUGCACUACUACAUUUUUCUUUCGUCUUCGACGACGAGGUGAUACAUUCACUAACAUACGUAAAAAGAUUUCCGUAAAGUUUAAAUCGGCCUUGUGGCUCGAACCAGGAAGGUCACGCCGUCGCCUUCUUACACCUUUCAUCGACAUGUAUUAACAAAACCUUUCUCCGUCGACUCGCUGUGGGCGCUUCGGACACAUCGCCCGUC
Molecule: messenger RNA, 791 nt
Organism: Aspergillus uvarum CBS 121591
Lineage: Eukaryota; Fungi; Ascomycota; Eurotiomycetes; Eurotiales; Aspergillaceae
Product: TBP family protein
Exons: 1
Coding region: 187-627 (146 amino acids)
Biological process (GO): DNA-templated transcription initiation
Molecular function (GO): RNA polymerase II general transcription initiation factor activity; DNA binding
Source: RefSeq, a predicted model, not a curated record